This is a messenger RNA of Arachis ipaensis, 1092 nucleotides long. RefSeq names its product cyclin-D4-1. Lineage: Eukaryota; Viridiplantae; Streptophyta; Magnoliopsida; Fabales; Fabaceae. The record is from RefSeq and is a predicted model, not a curated record.
CUCCUUCAGUCCUUCAUAAGACCCUCUCUUGCAUCAGUCUUUUCAGCCAAACUUCAAAACAAAAGGACUUAGCUUGUUGCCAUUUGUUGUUCAUAAUCAUCGAUAAUUUAACGAGAGAGAGAGAGAGAGGGGACCCAGGUGUGGUUUGUUUGAAUGGCAUCGAGUAGUUUGCGGAGUGUUUCAAGCCUUCUAUGUGCAGAGGACAACAACAGCGUCUUCGACGAAAAUGAUUACGGCGGUGGUUCGGUGUUGUCGGCGGACACGUGGCAUCAUCCUAGGCAUCAAAACCGUGAGGAGUUACUCUGGCAAGUGCCACAAGCUGUUAGCGAAGAGUAUUUGGUGUUAAUGGUUGACCACUUGCCUUGUCAUGAUUAUCUUCAUAGGCUCACAAAUGGGGAUUUGGAUUUUGGGGCCAGAAAUCAUGCCAUUCAUUGGAUUCAAAAGAAGCAAAGGGUUUGGACAGUGCAAUUGUUGGCUGUGGCUUGCUUAUCUCUUGCAACCAAAAUAAAUGAGACUGAUCCUCCUCUUUGCCUUGAUUUGCAGGUUGGUGAAUUAAAAUUUGUAUUUGAAGCAAAAACAAUCCAAAGAAUGGAGCUUUUGGUACUUAGCACAUUGAGAUGGAGAAUGCAAUCAAUUACCCCUUUCUCCUUCAUUGACUAUUUCCUUUACAAGGUCAAUGAUGAUCAAAAUCCAACAAGAGAUUCAAUUAUGAGAUCCAUCCAACUUAUACUGAGUACUGUAAAAGGGAUUGAAUGCUUGGAGUUUAGACCAUCAGAGAUUGCAGCUGCUGUAGCAAUAGUUGUGGUAAGGGAAACAAAAACAGUGCACACUGAGAAAGCAAUUUCUCUUCUGAAUCACCUAGUGGAAAAGGAGAGAGUGUUGAAAUGUGUGAAAUUAAUCCGAGGGUUGUCAUCAAAGGAUGGUUUUACUAAUAAGGACACAAGAAGUGGUUCUGUUUCUGCCCCUUUGAUGCCACAAAGUCCAAUUGGGGUGUUGGAUGGUGUGUGCUUAAGCUACAAAAGUGAGGACACUAAUGCUGCUGCUUCGUAUGCAAACAUUAAUUCAUCUUCACAUAAUACUAGUCCAGAUGCU